UGGGCAUGUGAGUAUACAUACAGAUUAAGCGGGCAAGUUUCUUAGAGCGUGUGGGUGUUUUGAUGUGCCCCCAAUGCAUGUGCCCUUUGCCCCGAUCAAGUCUCUACACCAUGAUUCGAGCAUGCCUUCUUGGAGUUUUUCUUAUUCUGCCGUCCAUUCAAUAACAUGGCACAGAGAUAUGUGGUGGACCUUGAGUCGAUAUAUCGCGGUGAUCUGCAAAUAAAAACCCACCUAUAAGAGCAAACAUAACCUCGCAAAGAUCAUUCACUCUAGGUUUGGACCCCUUUUGUUUUGGGUACUUCGACUUACCUCGUGCAUACAAGUAACAGGGGUGAGACAUCGUAUUGUUCUGCAACACAGAACUUGCGGCCAUUUCCUUCUGUAUGAUCCAUUAUUAUUAUCGUUCUUUGGAGUCUUGUGAAUGUUUUAGUGUUCCUGAAUAAAUUGCUUCAUCAUGGCUGAGAUGAAGGUAUGGACAGUGCUACUGGUCCUGAUCUCUUUUCAUGGAAACUCCGACAGUCAAACUGAUAUGUUUACCAUGAUCAUGACGACGGAUAUGGGUACACCACCGCCAACAAAUAGCACCCCACCUCCCCCUCCCCCGCCAUCAAUUACACCACCCCCACCACGAACUUCAACACCAGACCCUCCAGUCACAACACCAACCUCACCUCCCCCUCCCCCACCAACAAUCACCCCACCCCCUCCACCACCAUCUUCUACACCAGAACCUCCUGUUACAACAAGAACCCCACCACCACCCCCUCCCCCAUCCCCACCUCCACCCCCACCAUCAUCUACCAUUCCCCCUUCGACCACUCCUAGUCCUACCACAAUGACCACACCCACUAGGAGGAGUCUCACUACCACCGUUGCCAUGACUACUCAACCAAUCGAAAGAACUCGACAGACCACUCGACAGAGGACCGAACCUCCCGCGUCCGUCGAACCAAACCCUGUCGCUGAAUCACUUGGAAAGAUUGGUGUCUUGUUAGCCACAUCGCUAGAUGAGUUUAACAGAGCCCAAUUCAAGGAGGUUAUAGCACGGGAAGUCAACAACUAUUGUUCCGAAUUCACAGGUCAAUGUCUUGGUGAAGGAAAAACUGUAAGUGCCAUAAAUGUGGUGAUUGUCAAUGCCGAACCGUAUGAAGUUCAGGUAAAUGACGCUAGACGGAGACUUCUCCAGGAGCAGGAGAUCCUGGUGGAGUACUAUGUGCAGGAUCCGGUCUUAUCUACCAACGUCAUGAUGACAACAGAGCAACAACGAUCCUUCCUCGCUAAUGAUGACGUCGACGACGCCUUAAAGACCGACAUCACUGGUUACACUGGUAUCGCACCUGUUUAUGCCGAUCCAGUGGAUGAUGAGGGACUAGAAGGUUGGGAGAUAGCUCUCAUUGUUAUAGGAUCAGGGGCUGCAGCUGGACUCGUGGUUGGCGGUAUAUACUACCUCAAUUAUACCAAAAAAUCCAAGAGCGAUGAGUUAGAUGUGGAACUACAGGAGAAGAAAUCAAAUCUAACGGAACAGCAGACCGGAAAUGAUUAUUCUACGGUUGUAACCACGAAUGGUUUGGACCAACCAAUAAAAGAAACCAAGAAAAAACCUCCCGUGGACGAAGCUAAUGUUGCUACACAGGUGAAAUACAAAGAUAUACUGAUUGAAACAGGGUAUGAAGCAGUAGAAGGGAACACUCCAAAGGAAGCUAAUAAGAUUGACGAAAGACCAAACGGAGGAACAUCAGUGGUAGUGACUGCUGAGAUUUCAUCAUCCUCUUCCGGCUCUUCCACUCCAUCGGACACCGAGCAAGAUGCUACGGCGGAAGAUAAGCAAGAGAUCCCACCAGACUAUGAGCCACCACCACCCAUAGCUGAUAAUAAGGACAAUGAGGAUCAACUUGCCAAGAAAGAAGAAGACGAGGCAGUGAAUGAGUUAGACAAGCUCAUCGAUUCUCAAGCGCAGGAGCUAACAGUCAACUCAGUAGAGUUUCAGAAUCCAGGGUUUGAUGCAUCUCCCGAAAACUGAAUGGAUUGACCUUAAUCAUUGAAUACAAGGACAUAUCUUCCUCUCAGCAGUGAUCAUACAUGAUUUUUACAAGAAUGUAAGAAGGAGUUUUUUAGGCGUUAGCAUUCUGCGAUAGACGCUAGAAAAAAAAUCAACUUUAAAAGAACAUUUAAUCAAAAGUGAAGACGAAACUUAAGUAUCAUAAUUGUUUCUCUGUGAUAAGGGUCAUUCUCUUACUCCUCGUGAGCAGAUGAUGUUAGUUUGUUUAAUCAAUCAAUCAAAAUGAAUUGUUGCUACCAAUAUUAUUACCAACAUUGCUUAUUAGUUCAGUUGUACGUGAAAGGUGAACUCCAAAAGUGGAUCACAGGUGGUAGGCCCGAAUUCUUUCUCUGCCCCCCCCCCCUCUCUCUCUCUCUCUCUUCAUAUUUCCUCAUUUCUACACGCAUCCCGCACUCUCGUACCAUCUUAAUCGCCAGUUCUUUGAAGUACGAAUCAAUAAUCUAUGUUAGAUAUGUACUUCUCAAG
Messenger RNA from Lytechinus variegatus (green sea urchin), 2524 nucleotides. Its product is annotated as neurabin-2-like. The transcript is spliced from 9 exons. The coding region runs from base 455 to 2020 and encodes 521 amino acids. The record is from RefSeq and is a predicted model, not a curated record. NCBI's taxonomy places the organism in Eukaryota, Metazoa, Echinodermata, Echinoidea, Temnopleuroida, Toxopneustidae.